AAUUCCCCUGUUUUCCAGAACAGAGGAGGUCAUUGAAGAUGGGCAUGAAGAGCUCCAACAGAAUUUCUGCUCUACUAUGGGCAGACAUAUUGGUGGCAUUUGCAUUGUUUGUGAUGCAGGACUAUUUGACAGAUGUUUGGAACCUAAGCUUCACUCAUGCCGCUGGAAUCUUGAAUAUCUGGAAUGGAAUAUCCCUUGUGUUGCAGCCUUUCUUCCUCAUCCUCGUCGACUCCGUGCUAGGAAAUUUCGCGAUGCUCGUUGUCUCCAGCACGGCCUACAGUGUGGGGAUCGGUUUGGUAACAAUGUCAACUCCGCCCGUUCUGGGCACGUGCAACCGAUACGAGGAGCAAUGCGUCGGCCACACGCAGAAAGUUCUCUUCUACACAGGCAUGGCUCUGAUAGCUGUGGGAGUAGCCGGUAACAACGUAUCAGUAAAACCUUUUCUUGAAGAGCAGGAAGAAACAGGGGAGGGGCAGGGGCCGAACCUGUGUUUAAAAAUAGCAGGCGCGGUGUUUGUGGUGGUUGUGGCGUUGACCGGAGCCAUUGCGCUUCCCUACAUAAAACCAUGGACCCUCCGCUUUGGAAUCCCUGCAAUUUGUACGGUUGUAGCGACCGCGCUUUUCCUAACCGGUAUGUGCUCGUGCUGUUGGCAAUAUACCAUCAAUUGUGCGGAUAGGAGCCAGCUGAGGAGCUUAUGCAGAGUGCGCAUGAUACCGAUGCUGAUGACCUUCGUGUUCUGCGGCCUUGUCUCGUCGAUCGGGAAUACGUACUUUGUGGAGCAAGCCAAGAAUCUGGACCGGCAUCUGGGGAAAUGGAAUGUUCCCCCGCAGGUGCUGCUGCUGGUGCAGAAGGGCGUCAGCGCUGCGCUUGAACACGAAAAAGGCGAUGAAUCAGCAACAGCACCUGAUGGGGCGGGGGCCCAAUCUAGAGAAAAUCAGUCAAGGAUCAUAACAACGCCUGGUAAAGGGGUUGUUAUUGCUGUGUCGUCUGCGAUCCUGUGCUGCAUAACUGCGGCCAGGAUGGAGUUUAAGAGGCUUGGCGUUGUCGAGAGGCGUGGUUUGUUGGAUGAUGAUGAUGCGGAUGUUCCGAUGAGUAUAUUCUGGCUGAUUUUCCAGUUCGUUUUGCUGGGGUGCCUGGAUAAGGUGUUGGAGAAGACUGUGGCCAAAUUCAACGAGGCGGAGUUUGACGACGACGAGAAUGAGGGAAGAUACGCGGAUAAUCUGGCGAAAGGGGUGUCGGGAUUGGGAUACAUGUGCGGUGUGCUAUCGGUUUAUGUGGUGGGAGAAGUGAGUGGAAGAGGAGGGCAUCGGAGCUGGUUUCAGGACACGUUGAACACGAGCCGUUUGGACCGGUAUUACUGGGUGCUCGCGGCUCUAGGGAGUGUCAUUCUAGUCCUAUACUCUCUCCUAUCAUGUUUUAAUCGCCAGCAUUUUCCUUAAAUUGAUUCUCUGUUUUUCCAUUUUUUUUUUACUUGGAGUGUUUCAAUCUUUCAUUAAGUGUAAGUAAGGUGGAAAAAAGAAAGAUUAUGUGAAUCCUAUCCAGAAAAUGUCUGAAUUUGGCAA
Molecule: messenger RNA, 1562 nt
Organism: Salvia hispanica
Lineage: Eukaryota; Viridiplantae; Streptophyta; Magnoliopsida; Lamiales; Lamiaceae
Product: protein NRT1/ PTR FAMILY 5.5-like
Source: RefSeq, a predicted model, not a curated record